Messenger RNA from Cynoglossus semilaevis (tongue sole), 6645 nucleotides. It is a transcript of the gene sh3d19, whose product is annotated as SH3 domain containing 19. Lineage: Eukaryota; Metazoa; Chordata; Actinopteri; Pleuronectiformes; Cynoglossidae. The coding region runs from base 2856 to 5936 and encodes 1026 amino acids. The record is from RefSeq and is a predicted model, not a curated record. The transcript is spliced from 25 exons. Gene Ontology annotation, molecular function: protein binding.
CAGCAUAAUAGACACAAUUCUCUUUCGGUUUCUUUUUUCCUCUGUGACAUAUGACUGAUAUUUUUUCUUUUUCAUUCAAACUGAAACUGUCCAGUAGAGAUGGACAAAUGAUCAACAUCCUUCAUGGUUUUCUCCACGUUAUGGAUCACAGUUUUAUUCUGCUGAUCACCAACUUGUUACAUUGGAACAUUGUGAAAACGAUUUUUAUUGUUAAAUGUUUUUUUUUCUCACUACUUUUGCUCCACACCCUGAAACAGGUCAUACAGUAAAGGCUUUGAAUCAUCCCUGAAGCGAUUUCAAGGAAACUCUAACAACCCUAUCAGCUUUGUUUGAACAAAAGCGACUCCUGAAAAAACCUCGCAACCUCGGGGCUGGACAGGAUGCUCAUGAAUCAUCAUGUGACUGAGAAGCAUCAUUCACCUCUUCCUCAGUAGAAAGGUUGGGUUUAUAAUAGUAAACUGUGUUUCCAGGAUGUUGUGUACUCGAUGACUUCUGUCACACGUCUGUUUCUUAGUCAGUGUUCAUAGAAAAGCUGUGACUGUUUGACAGACCGUGUAUGUCACUGCUAGAGUUCCUGGUGGAACGUUUCCCUCCAAAACCUCUUUUGUUAAAUUACAUAUCAGGACAUUUUGGGACUGAUGAUUAUCUUCUGCACCAUUACUUAACAAAUUCAGAUCUUAACGUACGGUUUACAAGAGACAGAAAAGAAGUCAGUGAUUGUAGGCAUGGAUCUCUGUUGUCGUGUUGUGUAGAAGGUGUACAAGAAACACUCUUGUUCCUGUAAACUAAAUGGCAGCUGCACACUUCCUGCCGCUCAACAAUCUUACAUGUUGUUUGAUUGUGAAAGUAUUGCCCCUCUUCAUCUGUACUGCCUCUCUUUCCUCCUGUGUGCCAUCAAUAUCCCAUUUAAAACAAAGUGCCAAAACAAAUAGAUGGAGGAGUACGGCUCAUUGUCUGAGACAAACAGAAGAAAACCUUGGGAAUAUCCGUUAGAGCCAGGCGAGAAAAAUGGACCUUGAAGCACUCAUUAAUAAGUGAAUGAAUGGCUUCCCAGCAGACAAAUCACUUCUGACGUCAAUGCUGCUUCUGACUCCUUAGGUGCUAUAUUUAGACACCGUCAGAAGAAAAACAGGAGUUCAUCAGAUUGAAAUUUUUCUGUUCCUCGUAGGUGAAUAAAUAACUGCGUCAGAAACCCAUUAGAAUGAUUGUCCACACCAGACAAAGCUCUUGAAGGCAGACAUUGUUCAAAAACUCUGCAGUUAUUAAUAGACAAAGUAGAAAAGUACAUUGUCCCUGUGUACGUAGGUGAGGAGUUUCGUUAUAUUCCCAGAGCACCACUGGUUAGGAUCUAACACUGCCUUCCAGCUUUGAACGUUCUUGUUUAAUACGGUGUUAUUUAUUUCUCUAUAGCUUCAAUAACUAAUAACAAAUAAUCCUCCCCUCCUAUCCUUCCACCUCCCCCUCUCCACUCACACUUAAACCCACCUUUUCUAGUGAGCCUCCAAACCCACACCUCAGUUUGUUAACACAAUUAUGUUUGUGGACUUUCACAGACAUUGUUUGUAAAUGUUAAAAUUCUGCAGCAGAAUAUUUUUGGAGAUGAUUGCUGUACAGUAUUUGUAAGCUCUAUUUUUGUAUAUUGCUUUUUGAAAGAAUUAAUGUUCAUUGUUUUUUCUCUCUUUUUUUUUGGCUAAUUUUAAUGUUUAUUUGUUUUAAAAGGGUUGCAUGUGACUGACUUGAACUGUAAAUAAAAACUCCAGGUUCUGGGAAAAUUUGAUUCAUUUUUCAACAAUGUUAAUAUGUAAACAAAACCUACAAUUUGAGAACAGAAUGUUACUGUUAUUUUGUAGUUGCAAAAGUGAUGACAUGUCCUUUUAAGAAAUUUUUUUUUUUUUUGUAAAAUUGAGUUGUCAUUAAUGCAGCUCGUUCUUUUUCUUCUAUUGUUAUAAUUAUUUAUAGCCAGAUAAAAGCGAUUUUGUUUACUGCUGCCACCUUGAAAUAUGCAGCGUUACCAUUACUAAAAGUAUUAUUUAGCCAGUUAAAUGCCAUAUAUAUAAAAUUGAGACAAUGUCGACUCCUUGUGGUGAUUGUCUGAAGUGACGGAAUGGCCUUGUAAGUACGUUUAAUUUACAUUUCAGUUAAAGUUACUGUUGUUAAAGUAUGGUCAAACAUUUAGAAAUAACAAACUCGAUUUAGAGCGAUUAUUUGGAUUCGUUCGUUUUUUAUAAAUAGUUUUUAAAUUUAUUACGUCGGUAGUGAAGAAACAGUAGACCUAGAAAACAGACAAGUGGAUGUCGUCGGUAUCGCGAGACGUAAUGGCAAGAAAAGGUAGACUACGUGACUUGGACGAGAUCACGCGAGAACUUAAGGCAAGCAUGUGACUCAAGCGCGGGAGAACCGUUAAAUUGAAACGUUUAAUACGGCCAUUUUUAAAGAAUGUUUAUGUUCAUGUAGUCGCUACAUAUCAGUGUAAACAUAGUAUUUUUUAAAAUCAGUAACUUCCGUCUUUACUGUGUUUGACGGAGCCAAACAAAAGACGGCAGAAACAAAACAGGUGAAAAGUUACAUUUGAUUGAAUGAGUACACACCGUGUCUGCAGUCAAGGACAUCCUGCCACUCGUAAUCCUGAGAAGAGAUGUCAUCUUCCCUGUGUAAACGACGCUGCUCCCACUGGAGGACGGCUUUAAAGUUUGUCUUCAAACAAAGACUCUUGGUCCUGUUCAUUCGGGUUUGUACUCUGAGUGGCACCACCUCCAUCCAGCCAGUGAGGGGCACACGCAGUGGUGGGCAGGACGCACUGCAACUCCCAGUGUUCUGGACACACCGAGCGGUCAGAGUUGUCGAUCGAAGUCCCGAUGGCGGAGGCCCGGCGGCUGGAUGAGAAGGAGGGGGAGCGUAGCCGAGAUGUGCGGGGCGUCCGGAGCAGGAACCAGGCAACAGAUCAGCCUGAAAGAACCAAACAAGAAUCCUUACGCUAUAGUCUGUCAUCUUUGCGGGCUGUCAUCAAACGAACAAGAAGCAACUCUCAGUGUGACCACCACCGAGACAGAAGGCGACCGGAGAUCACCGUAGUUUCAUCAGAACCCCUGGUCAGAAACAGCUGGUUCCCUGGAUCCUCUGUCGUUCUACCUCCUCUGUCUCAGUCCAGCUGGUCCUCAACAGGUCUACCUGUGUCCCAGCCUCCACCAUCCUAUGACCAGGUGAUUCAAGAGAAAACCCAGGAAGAGCACAUCUCUAAGCCGACUGCAGCUCCUCGCCGCAUUAACUGCACCACCACAAGUGCCACCCAGACCGACCCUCAGGGGGCAAAUUCAACCACCUCUGCCUCAAAGUGCAGUGCUGCCACUCCAUCAUCAGCUGAAAGAAGAUCUACUGGUAAAAAACCACAAAAACCACCAAGACCAUUGUUGCCAAAGCCAGGGGACGGAAGACCGGCCACUAAAAGUGUCAGAGCUCCUAAAAGGACAGCAGAAAAAACUGCAUCUGCAGGAACAUCAGAGCAAACUAGCCAAGCUGCUCAAACCAACCACUGUGACUCUGCUGCUCUUCAUCCCUCUGCCUCUUCACAGUCUCAUCAGUACCCAGUCCCACUUCCACGUAAAAAACUCCCAAAGCAGUCCACUGCAGAGCAGUCAUUGGUCAGACUUGGUGAAAACAGUGACAGUGUCGACGUCGCUCCAGAAGAUGAAUCCUCAAAUAAGUAUUUAAAAGAACUCUUAGAGAUUUUUAGCACAGAGAGCAGGUGUGGGGACAAGGGUGACAUUGUCAACCAAUCAGACAAGGCCUCUGAAAGUAAAAAUGCUGUUGGAGAAAUGAGCACCAAUAAUCAAGGAAAUAUGCAGGCCAGAAUCAAGGCCUUUGAAAGUCAGACCGAGGAUGGAAAUGCAGUGGAACAAGUCAAACCAGAACCUCGACCGAGGAAGGCUGCCAUCAAACCUCCAGUUGCUGCUAAGCCCUCUGUGGCUCUCAGAUCUUCAUUCACUGCCAGUGUCGAUGACACCAGUCAAGAUGUAUCAUCCACGUACGUACCGGAAGACCACAUACCAGCCGCCAGACCUGAGCCCCCUAAGAGACCUGUGGGAAUGUCCAUAAAGGAGGAACUAGAGACUAUACACAGCAAAGGACCACCAAUCAGACCCCGUCCUUCUUUGUUGAGCAGAGCCAACUGUGUCUAUGAGGAGGAACCUUCACCGCUGCCUCCUGUUCCUCCAGUGAAGCCUCCUAAAGAGCCGCCCAGACCAAACUUUAACAUCAACAACCACAACUCCACUGCUGUGAUCAAUGACCCUGACCCCUUCAGCAGUUAUCCGUCUCAGUUUCAAGCAGAGCCUGAGACAAACAUGCACAGUAAUGGAGGCUCAUUCGCUCGACAAAGUGCAACGAGGAGACCAACCACGAUCAGAGUCCCCAGCAAAACCCUUUCAUUCUCAGACAAUUUUCAGGACAGCCAUCCUCCUCCUCUUCCUGUUCAGAAACCUAUUGGCUCCAUGAACAGCUCGCUGAUCCAGAGACAAAUGUCCACUCCCAUCCUCCCAUCACAGGACACGUCCCCCUUUGGGCCAGAACCAUCAUUACCACCCCGGAAGCCCAGCAUGGUCAGAACCCUCCCACCUCGCCCACCUUCUGUCAAAGCCGGGCCAGGUCGGCCCCACGCUCCCAGCUUACAGACCACAGGUCGCUCCGUUUCAGUGCCAGUGUCUCCUAAACCCCAGAUGCAUGGGUCCCAUGGGAAAAAGCCCAUCUUGCCUCCAAGGCCCAACCCAGGCCACCGUCUCUACAACAAGUACACACUUGAACUUCCUCAUGGAAUAGCAGAGCAGGAUUACAACGCCAGCAGUGCAGGGGAGCUGUCAUUCAAGAAAAAUGAAGUUCUGCUCCUGGUAGAGAAGGUUGACCAGAACAUUUACGAGUGCCAAGCGGGAGAAAUCAGAGGCAGAGUCCACAAGUCUUGUAUGAAGGUCAUCACUCCUUUGACCUCAGACGUGUCUCCAUCUCAGACACCUGGGUCUUCAAGUGGAGGCGGACAAGGACAAAAGAUGGAGGUCAUGUUUGACUUUGUACCAGAGGGUCCAGGUGAGCUGUGUCUGAAGGCAGGUGACAUUGUGACCAUGGUGGAGCCAGUGGACAGUGAGUGGUACAGAGGCACAUGUCGAGGGUCCACUGGUUUCUUUCCCAUCAACUAUGUGAAAGUGUUGCCAGAUUCACCAAAAACCCUCCCUGAAAGAAAACCCAAGCCAUCAACAUUAAGUGGUCCACGGUGUGUGGCCAGGUUUGACUUUCAGGGUGAGCACAGUGAUGAACUGUCAUUCAGAGAGGGAGACAUGAUCCAGCUGAAGGAGUACAUCGGACAAGACUGGGCCAAAGGGCAGCUGGGAGUCCUUACCGGACUCUUCCCUCUCAGCUUUGUGGAGGUGAUUGAAGAUCUGCCUCCAGCUCCAAGUCAGCCUCAGCCACAGCCGAAGGCCAUUGCUCUCCCUGGAAUGGUGGCUGCUCAGAGUUCAAACGCUGAGAUUCCAAAACCUGCUCAGGUGUCCAAGUCCAAUGUUAACUGGGUGGUGGCACUGUACGACUACGCGGGGAAGUCAGCCGAUGACCUGUCCUUUCAGCAGGGCGACUGUAUACUGGUCACCGAGCAGCUCAGUGCUGACUGGAGCCGUGGCAGCGUGAACGGCAGAGACGGCAUGUUCCCUACAGCCUUUGUGGAAAGUACCACAGGUCAACAGUCAACCAAUAUUCCGAUAAAUGAAGCUGCAGCUCCUGGUGGUAGAAAAGCCAGAGCUCUGUACAGCUUCAAUUCUGACUGUGAGGAGGAGCUCUCUCUACAGGUGGGCGAUAUAAUAACCAACCUGGAGUCCAUUGACGAUGAAUGGGUCUUAGGUGAUUUGAAGGGGAGAAGAGCUAUGGUCCCAAAAAACUAUGUUCAAAUGCUGGAAUAGUGCAAUGAACGUGGUGGACAUGGGAUUGUAAAAAAAAAAAGUUAAGCACUGGACAUCUUAAACAUCUGCCUUUGACUAAAAACUAUUUAAUUUCCAAGCUGUUUUAUAGAAAUUUCACUUAACAUAGUUUUGUAUCAGUGUUACAGCAGGUUGUGAAUAUCAUGGAUGUAAGAUUUGAUCUUUUGCGCCAUCUAGUGGUUCAUUCUAAUUUAUACAUCCGCUUGCUUUUAUAUAUAUAUAUAUCUUUACUUGCUCGUAAUAAAAGCUGUUUAAUUCUUAAUGGUCUGCUUUAUAUGCAUGUGAUGACGUUACUAAACAUUUGGAACUUUCAUCCCAAUUUUUUUUCCAUUUUGACAAGGAAAAUGUCGCAGUUGCUGCCAACUUAUGUGCAGGUAAAUUUCUAAGGUAGUCUCCUCAAUGUUACCCUCAUUUUGUCAUUUACACAAAAUUCUCAAGCCUGUAUUAAUGUCAACACCACUGACAGCUAUGUGCAGUACCUUUGGCGAACACCAAUUCCCAUUUAUUUAUUUCCUCCACAUCCCUGUCAACUUUGUCCAACCACAGCUGCCCCUCUCAUGACCAUUUAAACACUUUUUUACUCAUCACCUGUAGUCUGCUUCUAUGUCUCUUUUCAUCAUAUGUUAACAGCAGUUAGCAUAUGUACACGACACUCCUUCCACAUGGAAAUGAAUUAAAACGGAGACAUUUA